GGCAUGACCUAGUUCUGAAGUACUUCCGCCCGGUGUCACACUUCCUUUCCGAGUAUCUGCACACGGCAGCAAGGACGAGUCAAAUGCUAGCGACCAGAGCCCUGAGUCUUGUUGGCAAACGUGCCAUUUCCACAGCUGUGUGCCUGCGUGGAAGUCAUGGUGUCGCAAAGGUGGAGCCCUAUACUCUCCCUUCCUACUUUGACAGUGUGACCACCCCCCUCCCAGCAAUCCGCUAUGUGCAGGAACUGAGUGCAGAACAGAAGUCUCUCAAGGAUAAGGAGAUGGGUUCGUGGGCUGCACUCUCUAAUGAGGAGAAGAUAGCAUUGUAUCGCAUCAGCUUCCAUGAGAGCUUUGCUGAGAUGAACCGGGCAUCUUAUGAGUGGAAGUCUGUGGUUGGUGCAGUGAUGUUCUUUCUUGGCAUGACUGGUGUGAUUGUGCUUUGGCAGAGGAAGUAUGUGUAUGGACCAGUUCCUCAUACAUUUGAUCCUGAGCACAAAGCAAAAGAGCUGCAAAGAAUGCUAGACAUGAGAGUCAACCCUGUGCAAGGCUUUUCUGUUCACUGGGAUUACGAAAAAAAGCAGUGGAAGAAGUAAAGUCAAAAGCGGACCAUGUCACACACUUUAAAACAAAAGCAGACCAAUUCAAAGAUCCAGAAAUAACUGCAUUACUGUAUUUAUCCAUUGUCCACUUUUCCUCAGUGUGAUUAUUAUGGAAGACCUCUUCCUCUUAUGUUCAUUGUACAUUAGAGAAAUAAAAUAAACCAUCAAUCCAA
Nerophis ophidion (straightnose pipefish) is the source of this 772-nucleotide messenger RNA. It is a transcript of the gene cox4i1, whose product is annotated as cytochrome c oxidase subunit 4 isoform 1, mitochondrial. NCBI's taxonomy places the organism in Eukaryota, Metazoa, Chordata, Actinopteri, Syngnathiformes, Syngnathidae. The transcript has 5 exons. Gene Ontology annotation, biological process: mitochondrial electron transport, cytochrome c to oxygen. The record is from RefSeq and is a predicted model, not a curated record. Bases 84 to 593 code for a protein of 169 amino acids.